Molecule: messenger RNA, 942 nt
Organism: Hibiscus syriacus
Lineage: Eukaryota; Viridiplantae; Streptophyta; Magnoliopsida; Malvales; Malvaceae
Product: probable NAD(P)H dehydrogenase (quinone) FQR1-like 1
Exons: 4
Coding region: 134-745 (203 amino acids)
Molecular function (GO): NAD(P)H dehydrogenase (quinone) activity; FMN binding
Source: RefSeq, a predicted model, not a curated record
AUUCCAAAAACGUCAGUAUAAAUAAAAGGGUUCCCUUCCUUGUUCUCCACUCAUCUGCUUAAAACAUAACAUUUCCAUUAACCCCAAAAAAAGCUUUCAAGAGCAAAGAAAACAGAGCUAUCCAAGAGACAAGAUGGUUGCCAAAGUCUACAUUGUUUAUUAUUCCUUGUAUGGACAUGUUGAGAAGCUUGCCCAAGAGAUCAAGAAAGGAGCUGACUCUGUUGAGGGAGUAGAAGCCAAAAUUUGGCAGGUACGGGAGACACUGCCAGAGGACGUUCUCGGAAAAAUGCAUGCACCACCAAAGACCGAUGCCCCCAUCAUUACGCCAGACGAGCUUGCAGAAGCCGAUGGUUUUCUUUUUGGCUUUCCGACUAGAUUCGGUAUGAUGCCUGCCCAAUUCAAAGCCUUCUUGGACUCAACCGGUGGUUUAUGGAGAACACAAGCUCUAGCCGGCAAACCUGCCGGGCUUUUCUACAGCACCAGCGCCCAGGGAAGCGGACAAGAAACUACCGCCCUAACUGCAAUCACUCAACUUGCUCAUCAUGGUAUGGUUUUUGUGCCCAUUGGAUAUACCUUUGGUGCCGGUAUGUUCGAGAUGGAACAAGUGAAGGGUGGAAGCCCUUAUGGUGCCGGAACUUUGGCUGGGGAUGGCUCGAGACAGCCAACUGAGCUCGAGCUUGCACAGGCUUUCCACCAAGGGAAGUAUUUUGCCGGCUUUGCAAAGAAACUUAAGGGAUCAGCUUGAUGAUAAUUUACUCAUGAAAUUGCUAUAUUUUCAGCUUUAUGAACAUGUGUUUGUUUUUAUCAUUUUCAUUUUACUUGUUCGAGAUCUCGAUCUCCAUAGAAUAAAUUAUAUGCUUAAUUGGGGAUGGAUUUGUUCUCAUACACUUACAUUGUUUCUUUAAGAGUAAAUCAGUAGAUUUGUUAUCUCGAUUGUUAAAC